GUCACGUGACGGUCAACUAUGGCUUCCCUCUCGUAGUGAUGGAGGCGCAUCGUUGACAACAAACACAAAACUGUGACUUUAUUCAGUUAGUUGUCCACUUUGACACAAGUUGGAUUCACGAUGCAGAAGAUCAAGUCUCUUAUGGCCCGGCAGGGCCUGAAAAGCCCCCAGGAAAGCAUGGCAGACCUCAGUCCUGUGGAGAACCUGAGGAUCCCAAGCAAGGAGGAGUUGCGGGAGCUGAGGGAGCAGCCCAUCGACCCCCAGGCGGAGCAGGAGAUGAUCGAGAGCAUCGAGGAGGUCUACUUCUCCAACGACUCCUUCGACAUGGUGCAGCACGAACUGGAGAAACUACCCCCUGAGCUGAACCUGCAGGAGCUGGAGGAGUACAGAGACAAGCUGAAGAGACAACAGGCAGCAGUUUCUAAAAAGGUCGCCGAUCUCAUUCUGGAGAAACAGCCCGCUUAUGUUAAGGAACUGGAGCGAGUGACGGCGUUACAGACCAACCUUCAGCUGGCAGCGGUCAUUUGCACUAAUGCAAGGAGGCAACUGAGCGUUUCAAAGGAGGGAUUCACAGAAGCUAGCUUGGGUCUGUUGGCCAAUCAGAGGAGACGACAACUGCUGACAGGCCUGCUGAAGUCACUAAGGACCAUCAAGACGCUGCAAAGAACAGAUGUAAGACUCAGCGAGAUGCUUGAGGAGGAAGACUAUCCAGGUGCAAUCCAGCUCUGUCUGGAAUGUCAAAAGGCCGCCAGCACCUUCAAACACUACAGCUGCAUCAGCGAAUUGAAUUCCAAACUACAAGACACUCUGGAGCAAAUAGAGGAGCAGCUUGAUGUCGCCCUGUCGAAGACUUGUAAGCACUUUGAUGUUUCGCACUACACCAAGGUCCAACUGGCAUACACGCUCCUGGGAAAGACACAGACUGCUAUGGACCAGCUGCACAUGCACUUCACCCAGGCUAUCCACAACACGGUGUUCCAGGUGGUGCUGGGAUAUGUGGAGCUGUGUGCUGGCAACGCUGACACCAAGUUCCAGAAGAUGCAGUACAAGGACCUGUGCACGCACAUCACCCCGGACAGCUACAUCCCCUGCCUGACGGAUCUGUGCAAGGCAUUGUGGGAGGUGAUGCUGAGCUACCACCGCACCAUGCAGUGGCACGAGGAGCAUGACAAACAGGAGACGACAGCCACUCCAGGUGACGCAGCAGAGACUGAUGAGUCCGUGGUGGACCGCGUCUAUGUGAAGAAGAAGCUGGAGCAUGGACUGACACGGAUCUGGCAGGACGUCCAGUUGAAAGUGAAGGCCUACAUCCUGGGGACAGACAUGUCUAACUUCAAAUACGACGAUUUCAUAGUGGUACUGGAUGUCAUCAGCAGGUUGAUGCAGGUUGGUGAGGAGUUCUGCGGCAGUAAGUCAGAGGUCCUGCAGGAGUCUAUCAAACGCCAGAGUGUCAACUACUUUAAGAACUAUCACAGGGCACGACUGGAAGAGCUGAGGAUGUUUCUGGAAAAUGAGACGUGGGAACUUUGCCCUGUCAAGUCUAACUUUAACAUCGCCCAGCUCCAUGAGUUUAAGUUCAUGGGCCAGUGUCGCUCUCCGUCCGUCUCCCCGAGCAGACAGGCGGUGUCCUCGACCGGCCUGCCUCAGGAGGAGCUGUCUCUGUUCCAGCAGUACGUUCAGGAGGGAAACCCCUUUGAGAUGCACGCUGAGAACAAAGAAGAGGAAACGGAGGACGUGCUGGCAUCUAACGGGUACGAGUCAGACGAGCUGGAGAAGAGUGUGUACCAAGAUUACGACAGCGACAGCGACGUCCCCGAGGAGCUCAAGCAGGACUACGUUGACGAGCAGACGGGUGAUGUCCCCCUCAAGAGCGCGUCCCGAGAGACCAUAAGAAGCAGGAAAAAGUCAGACUACAACCUUAAUAAGACCAAUGCACCGAUCCUCACCAACACCACCCUCAACGUCAUCCGGCUUGUCGGGAAGUAUAUGCAGAUGAUGAACAUUCUGAAGCCGAUCGCCUUCGAUGUCAUCCACUGUGUGUCACAGCUCUUCGACUACUACCUGUACGCCGUAUACACCUUCUUUGGACGCAAUGACAUGCCUGUCCCAAGCCCGUCUUUGCCAGCUCAUGGUGGCAGAGACGCAGGCCCUGCCAGGGUGGUGGGCCCUGCUUGCUUGUAUGAGUCAUCGGGUCUGGGCCUUAUCAGCAGCAGACUGAGAACCACACUGAACCGGAUCCAGGAGAGCCUCAUUGACAUGGAGGCAGCGGGGGAGAGUGCAGGAGUCCACGGCGCAGCGGAGGACAGGAAGGAGAAAGUGCCCAGCCCCCAUCUCAGCCAACUGGUGGUCCUCACUAACAGCGGGACGCUUUAUGGACUAGCACAGAGGGUGGUGGCCACUGAGUCUCUUGUGUUUCUGGCCGAACAGUUUGAGUCCCUCCAGUCCCACCUGGACACGAUGAUGCCUGCAGCCAAGAAGCCUUUCCUGCAGCAAUUUUAUUCCCAGACGGUGUCUACAGCCAGUGAACUUAGGAAACCAAUAUACUGGAUCGUUGCGGCCAAGGCCAUCGACUACGAACAAAUGUUGCUCCUGAUGGCCGGAGUUAAAUGGGACAUUAGGGAGAUAAUGUCGCAGCAUAAUGUAUACGUGGACGUCCUGUUAAAGGAGUUUGAGCAAUUUAACAAGCGACUGGAGGACGUUUCCAGACAUGUGCGCAUCCCGCUGCCUGUGUCCAACGUCCUGUGGGAGCACUGCAUCCGCCUGGCCAACAGGACUCUGGUAGAAGGCUACGCUAAUGUGAAGAAAUGCAGCAAUGAGGGCCGGGCCCUGAUGCAGCUGGACUUCCAACAGUUCCUCAUGAAGCUGGAGAAGCUGACCGACCUGCGACCCAUCCCUGAUAAAGAGUUUGUUGAGACCUACAUCAAGGCCUAUUACCUGACUGAGAAUGACAUGGAGCAGUUCAUCAAGAAUCACAGGGAGUACUCCAUGAAGCAGCUCGCCAACUUGGUGAACGUUUGUCUGGGUUCGCAUAUAAACAAGAAGGCUCGUCAGAAACUCCUGGCGGCUAUCGACGACAUCGACAGACCCAAGAGAUAGGCUGAUGAACGGAGCGCACCCUGAACGUAACAACCAGCCACAGAGACGGACACUCCAACUCCCACACAGAGGAGCUCAGCGUAGAAUGUCUUCAUUUUCAGAUUAGAGCGUACAUGUUGUAGUUUGUUCAACAAGCACAUGCAGAAGUAGAGCUACUGUAUGCAGCAAUGUAAAGCUCACGUUAGCCAAAUGCUAAUUAUCUGUUAAUGUACAGCCUUAAUGUGGUCAAAAACACACGAUAUCACUCAUGAUAUUCUGAUGAACAUAAAUACUAAUACAUUCACUCUCAAGCAUGCUGCAGUUGCUCUGUGCAUACAGUAGAUUAACCAAUAAUGCAUGCCCUUAAAUUCUGAUUUAACAAACUUAUGAAGAUUUUCUGCAAAUUGUCUGCAACCACAACAAUUUAAUCUCUUCAGUGACCAUUAAAGCUUCAGAUAAACUACAACAAAUACAGGAUCUAACAGUGUAACAUGAAGUGUAGUUUCACCAUGGGGCCGUUUAUACUGCAUUCCAUGUGUUUUUACCAAAUGUGCUCAAUUUCUGAUACAACUCCGACCUUGAGCUUAACAACACGUUCUAGUCCCAACUCGUCACGUACUGACGCUUUGUCAGGACCCCUUGGCGUCACUUUCUAACGCACUGCGUAACAAAUUAUGAUGCUCCGCUACGGUCUUUAGGUUUAGGCAAGAAAACCACUUAGAUGAGGUUUAGGAAAAAAACAUGAUUUAGCUGAAAAUCACUACUGUUUGUAAAGUGAAAGUGAAACUUUCGAAACCACGCGUUGUUGGUUUCACGCGUGACACGAACCAUGCUCUCCUGGUGAAAGCCCUGUGUUUGUUGGACCCAUCCACCACCCCUCCAACAUGAGCUCUUUAAACUACUACCACACUCCCCAACCACUUUCUCUGAGCGUUUAAUGUGGACGUGGAUGGGUUUACGUUGUAGUUACUUGAAAGCCCGGUGCAUCUCAUACAGAUGCUAAAGGAUGCCUUGUACGUUGGUAUCACAUCGUGUGACAAAGUGUCGGUAUUUGACGCCCUGGGAAUGAGAACAGACUGAGAUUAAAAGGUGAUUUAUGAGUUGCUUAAUUUUAAAAUUCCAUAAAGUUGUAAAGUUUUGUGGUAAAUACGUCCCAAUUACAGAUCCAAGAAGAGUCAGCUAUAAACCUCCACUAUGAUAUUAAGCUUUGUCACAUGAUUGAAUGUGGAGAUACAGUAGAUGUGGGUUAUUGUUCAUCAUUAAUCAACAGUUACUCCAGCCCGUAUGUCCGCUGUAUAUUAUUUCACUUCAGGGUAUUUGUCGUGCCUGAUUGGAUGCUCUGCUUCUUUCUUUUGUUUUUGUCCUUGAAUUACAUAAAUCUAAUAUAAUGAUGAUUCUGAAAAUAAUAUAAAUUGCCGUAUUUAGCGUUAACAUAGAGUAUAUCUGCACUAGCUGCAUUUGUUUGUUUGCCAUUUGUCAUAUCUGAGGAGGAGUUUCUGAAAGUCUUUGUGAUUGAUCUUUGAAUUCAGUCUCCGGCUUUCUUGAUGAGCAGCAGUGAAAUCUGUUUCGUGGGUCUGUGCGGUCAGGUACUGGUUGUGUGAUUUCUCAUGAGUUAGUAGUUGAACUGUGGCAGCAACUAGAGCUUUCCUCCAAAGCUUUAAGGCUCCACCGCUCCGGUCAUCUCCAUUAGUUUAACUUGACCAGACCUGCCGAGAGGGCGUGAUGAUUUACUGUUAAAAGGGAGGCGAUUGGAGUUACAGGUUUUUGAUAAUGGCUUCAAAUAUUGUGUGCAACUAUUCCAUGAAGAAUACUGUAAAUGUGAAUGUUUUGAACAAUGUCUGUAUUUAUUUCUUGCUCUGUGUCUUGUUUGGGUUUUUAUAUAUGAUAAUUGCUGGAAGUGUGCUUGUCAUUUAUCACCUCUCAGUAUCUUGUAACUUAUCAACUGAAGCUUAUACAAAUAUUUAAACAUUGUCAAAUUAUGUUAAAGCUAGAGUUGGUAAUCUUCUUCUAAAACAUUUUUGUUAUAUUUGUUGAUAUUCUCAAUACGUCCCAACAGCAAUCAAUAUAUCAAAAAAUUAAAUCUGGUAUCUGUAGCUGUCGCAGGACUGUAAUAAACCGUCCAAUCACCUGCCUGUCUACCUGUGAGUGGCUUUAGAGGGAGGCCUGAACCGGACUGUCUGUGUUGCCGACUUGGUGACUUUCUCGCUAGAUGUACCGACAUUUGGAGCUAGUGCUGCUAGCUACUUUCAUUGGAAAAGAGUUUGCAACACUGAGCUGUUUUUUUUUCGGUUGGAUUACUUUUAAAAUCUAGCAUACUCUUGCUAGUGUCUCAAGAUUACCAACCCUAGCUUUAAGGGUCAAGUGCACUAUAGUGAAAAUCAGUAAUCGGUGUUGGAACUGUAGGUUGAACCAAAAUGAUUCUAACAUAAUAAACACACUAACAAAUUGACUCUGU
This is a messenger RNA of Sebastes umbrosus (honeycomb rockfish), 5530 nucleotides long. It is a transcript of the gene vps50, whose product is annotated as VPS50 EARP/GARPII complex subunit. Gene Ontology annotation, cellular component: EARP complex. Gene Ontology annotation, molecular function: SNARE binding. The record is from RefSeq and is a predicted model, not a curated record. The transcript is spliced from 29 exons. Lineage: Eukaryota; Metazoa; Chordata; Actinopteri; Perciformes; Sebastidae. Bases 121 to 3096 code for a protein of 991 amino acids. Gene Ontology annotation, biological process: endocytic recycling; retrograde transport, endosome to Golgi.